UCUAUAUUAUCCUCCUGAGCUCUUGCUCAUUAUUCAUUUCUCGUUCACCUUCUCUCUCGAUCGCCGCCACUUCCCGCGAUAACAAUCUCUCUCUCAGGAUGACUGAAGUCACUGAACAACCUUUCAGGCCCAGGGAGAAGCUUCAGCAGUAUCAGCAGAUUUUUCAGAACACCCAUAAGCAUACAUACCUGAAAGGACGUUUUGAUAGGAUAACAUCUGUGGCUAUCCCCCUUGCACUGGCAGGAUCCACCUUGUUCCUCAUUGGACGCGGGAUCUACAACAUGUCUCAUGGUAUUGGGAAGAAGGAAUAAGAAUACUUCUUAUUGCAACUUAGUGAAUGAUUUUACAUUUUAGUUUCUGACAUGAGAUGGAUUGGGACCUGGCUACAUCUGUAGUUAUUUGGUUCAAAAUAAUAUUGUAUCCACAAGCUGCCACUAUUACUGGAUUUGUGCAUUUGUUUCUUCAGCUUCCAUAACAUUUAUGAAUGCUGUGCAAAUUUGUUGAAAUUUGAGUUUUUUUUGUUUCUUCAGUUGCUGACUAUCAUUUAUGUGUGUUUAGGUUAUGCAUGGAGAUUUUCAAUGGUAGAUGUAUUAGUUGUUCCUUGACAAUUGUGAAUGACUUAGGGUUGAAAAUUAUGUGGAGCAUAUUGUUCACGAUAA
This is a messenger RNA of Asparagus officinalis (garden asparagus), 659 nucleotides long. RefSeq lists its product as uncharacterized. The record is from RefSeq and is a predicted model, not a curated record. The transcript is spliced from 3 exons. Bases 99 to 311 code for a protein of 70 amino acids. Lineage: Eukaryota; Viridiplantae; Streptophyta; Magnoliopsida; Asparagales; Asparagaceae.